AUCUGUAGAUGUCAUGAAGUUCACUGUUCUUUAGCACUGUUAGUUUUUGUUUUAGCGCACUUUUCUCUUCAUGAUGAUGAAUUGACGGCAUUAAGCAUGUUUUGCUUGUAGCCAACAUAAAUAUGCACUGCUGCAAGCAAGCCCAAUGUAUUACCAUGUUCAGUUAUAAUGCUGAAGAAUAAAUUUUAUUUUAUUUUUAAUUUCGUACUUUUGACAGCUUGCUCGCAAUAAAUAAGUUGUAUCAGCCGUGUGAACCCAGUAUUUCGCUAUUCGUGAUCUUCAAAAUGUUGGCAGAAUAUCUUCUAGUAAUUCUAUCUGUAUGUAUAAUAAGAUCCAGAUUACAAAGAAUGGAUGGGUCACCUUUUCCUGCAGAUAGCCAUUAUAGUAUGAACAUUAAUAUGCCAGAUGUUAGACCUGAUGUACCUGAUGCUUAUUUAUGUACUGCUAGGAAACUGAAUCCUAAGGAAGCCUACAUUGUUAAAUAUGAUCCUGAUGUCAGUGCCAGAACAGCACACCAUAUGCUUUUAUUUGGUUGCAAAGACCUGCAGAAUCAAAAUCAUUUGUAUCCAGCUUAUUGGAACUGUGCCCAUGGAGAUAUGUGCAACAGAAUGAGUAUCGUGUAUGGAUGGGCAAAAAAUGCUCCAGCAAUGGAACUUCCUCCAGAUGUUGGAUUUUUAAUUGGAGGUAAUAGUUCCAUCCAUUAUAUAGUGCUGCAAAUUCACUAUGCCAAGCCAUUGCCUGAGGGAACUACAGAUAAUAGUGGUCUGAAAUUACACCUAACUUCUCAAAGGCAGCGAUACAUUACUGGCAUACGUUUAUUGCUGGGUGAUAAUGCUCGCAUACCUCCACAUAAACCAAAAUAUCACAUUGAUGUAAACUGCAAAUUUGAUGAGAACUAUGUUAUUCACCCUUUUGCAUAUCGAGUGCACACACAUAAACUUGGAGUGGUCGUAUCCGGUUAUUACUAUAACACUGUAAAUAACAGUUGGAUAUUUCUUGCCAAAGGAAAUCCUCAAUGGCCGCAGGCUUUUUAUCCAAUGCAGAGGAAACAUACAAUCACCAAUAAUGACAUUUUAGCGGCACGGUGUACUUAUAAUUCCAGUGAGAUGAAUGUUCCUGUGAAAAUAGGCUCUUCUUCAACUGAUGAAAUGUGCAAUCUGUAUCUUAUGUACUAUACUGAAUAUAGAAAUGCACUCUCAGGACAGUCUCCACCUUGUGUAGGCGUUCAGUUUAGAGAAUUAGUCCAGGAUUUGCCUCCAGGCAAUGAUAUUCCAUUGCCAAGAAAUCCAGAGAUGGAGCAGCAGGCUUUUGGAGGUGUUCAUCAUCACACAGCAAUAACUUAUAAGAACAUUGAAAAGGAUGGAUUUUCUUCACCAUCUUUUAAUGCAGGAUUUUCAUUGAGUGAUACAAGCACACAUUAUGGACCAAAGAUUAGUGCUAAUGGACAACUAAAUAACGAAUAUAUGUACAAAGAAGUUUAUGGGUGGCCUUCAAAAGAUUUAAAAUUUGGACAGAUUGCUGCUGUUACUCUUGAUCAUAAUGGAAAUGUUGCAAUUUUUCAUCGCGGUGAUCACGUAUGGAAUGAAUUAACAUUUGAUUAUUACAAUAAUUACUUACCUCCCAGAGAUCAUCCUAUAAAAACACCUACUGUCAUUAUUUUGGACUCAGUUACUGGCUUGGUUAUGAAACAGUGGGGAAGUGGCAUUUUUUAUAUGCCACAUGGUCUCUUUAUAAGUGGAGAUGGAAGUUUUUGGUUAACGGAUGUUGCGCUUCAUCAGGUGUUCCAGUUUUCUAGCACAGAUCUUGAAAAGCCAGUUUUGACUUUGGGUGAAAGAUUCAUUCCUGGAAAUGAUAAUGGACAUUUCUGCAAGCCUGCUAGUGUUGCUGUUAGUAAAAAUGGAGAUAUAUAUAUAGCUGAUGGGUAAAUUUUUUUAUCAUCAAUGAGAAUUUUAUCUUGAAAGUAACAUCAAAAUGUAGGAUUUUUCAAACUAUUUCCCUGAACAGUUGAUCUUUCACCUAAAGCAUUUCCUGUAUCUUGUAAUACUGUAUUAAAAAAUUUAAGCAUGCAACACUAAAUUUGACAUAAUGUGAAAGGUAUAUUUUGGCUGACUGCUUAUAUCAAU
Molecule: messenger RNA, 2123 nt
Organism: Stegodyphus dumicola
Lineage: Eukaryota; Metazoa; Arthropoda; Arachnida; Araneae; Eresidae
Product: peptidyl-glycine alpha-amidating monooxygenase B-like
Biological process (GO): peptide metabolic process
Cellular component (GO): membrane; extracellular region
Molecular function (GO): copper ion binding; protein binding; oxidoreductase activity, acting on paired donors, with incorporation or reduction of molecular oxygen, reduced ascorbate as one donor, and incorporation of one atom of oxygen
Source: RefSeq, a predicted model, not a curated record